Debaryomyces tyrocola is the source of this 807-nucleotide messenger RNA. The record is from the annotation of a GenBank genome assembly. Lineage: Eukaryota; Fungi; Ascomycota; Pichiomycetes; Serinales; Debaryomycetaceae.
AUGAGACAAAAGAGAGCUAAGGCUUACAAGAAACAGAUGAAUGUAUACUUACAUACAUUCAAGUUUAGAGAACCUUUUCAAACUAUCGUUGACGAUGAAAUAAUUUUGAAUUGUGAAAAGGCAUCCUUUGAUAUUGCUAAGGGAUUAAAUCGUACCAUACAAGGGGAAACAAAACCAAUGAUAACGCAAUGUUCGAUUGAGGCAUUGUAUAAGACGAAUAAUCAAGAUGCGAUUAGUAUUGCUAAGCUGUUUGAAAGAAGACGUUGUAACCAUCCACCUGCCAAUCCUAUCCCAUCAUCAGAAUGUAUUAAAUCUAUCGUCGAUAUUAAUGGCGAGAAUAAGCAUAGAUACUUAGUAGCUACACAAGAUAAGCUGUUGAGAAACAAAUUGAGCAGGGUUCCUGGUGUACCCUUGAUUUAUAUGAAUAGGUCUGUAAUGGUCAUGGAACCUAUGUCUGAGGCCACUACAAGCUAUUCUAAUUCUGUUGAACGUAAAAAGUUAACUGGUGGCUUGAACGAUCUGAAAGUUGGGAAAGUUGAUAAGCAAGAAAAGCCUAAAACUGAGGGAACAGAAGAUGCUCCUACGAAAAAAAGAAAGGGUCCAAAAGAACCAAAUCCUCUUAGCAUGAAGAAAAAGAAAACUGCCGACACAGACACCAAGUCCAACCAAGAUAGCAAAGAUAAUUCGGAGCCAAAAACAAAAAGAAGAAGAAAGCAUAAGAGUGCUUCUGAAAGGACAGCAGUUUCAGAGGAGUGUAAUGCCAACCUUUCAAAUUCAUCUGAAUCUGAUAAAGUCAACCAAGAAUAG